AAUCAAAGCAACUCUGCAUUUUGUAUUGUACGAUGAUGCUGUGCGCUUCCGCACAACUGCUCUGGAUUCCAUGAACCACUCUGAUGUUUUGAUAGUGGAUAUGGGCGAAAAGUCUUCACUUAAGCAGAACAUCACAAUCAUUCCAUACCUUUUAACGAAGGACGAUACUCUUGUCAGCCUAGAUACUUCUGUCUUGGACAAUGAAUUACUGCAAGAUGACACCAUGAUUAACAAAUCUUGCCUGCAAAGGAAGUCGCUAUCAGACGAAAUUCUUGAUGUUCUGAAGGCGUCCAAGGGUAACAGCAGAGCUCCUGUUCAAAUGAAGUUCCUCGCUGAUCUACGUAAAGCUCGGAGCGAAUAUAAAGGUGCUGAGCUUCGAGAACGGCUCCGAAUGUUACGAAGACGCCUGGAUGAUCCGCAGCUGAUGUGCCAUGACAUCGUCCGUAACAUGCUUCUGGCAUACAGAGAUUGCGCAGAUUACGAUGGAAUGAUCAAACUAGUGAAGGCGAUUCGCCAGCCGGACGUACUUCCAAACGCAGUGGACACAAGCACCUUCACUUACUUGUAUGCCUUCGCACUGAAUCGUCGCAAGAAGCCCGGGGAUCAGGAACUAGCCCUGAAAGAGAUUACCGGGCUCAUUGAAACGGGUGUGAACUGUUCAGCAGACAUGUACGGGCUUCGUGGGAGAAUUUACAAAGACCGAUUCGUUCAAUCCCCCGACUACUCGGAUACGGAAUCACUAAAGUUAGCCAUUGAAAGCUAUAGAACUGGAUAUCAAGCUAGCGCCAGCGAUUAUCUUGGCAUCAACCUUGCUACUUUGUUAGCUUGCUAUGAUCCGGACUCCAUAUCUGGCGCAGAACAUCGCGAGAUUUGUGCACGCUUGAAUUGUUCCAUCGGAGCGCUAGGAGAUAUUUCCCAGCUUACAGACUACUGGGACCUGGCUACCCUGUUUGAACUCUGCGUGCUGAACAGGAAUUAUUCCGGAGCUGUCCCCAUAUUGGACCAAAUGUUUCGAAUGGAUCCUCCCGCCUGGAAGUUGUCUUCAACAAUCCAAAACAUCAAGCUUAUUUGUCACUUCAGACGAAUUACAUCGGAGAAGUCUUACAAAAUACCAAACAAUUUCAAUUUCUGGCUGGAGUUUCUAUUUGACGUGCAAGUGGAAACUGAAGUGGAAACACAGGAAACCGAUACCACAGGGCCCGCUGCCGAAGAGUAUCAAACAUUGUUUCUGGUAUUGAUCAUGGGAAGUCAGGAUGCAGAUUGGAAGCCGGCCUAUUUGGAUAUUGGCCUAGAUCCAAGACGACUGCGGAUCACUUUCUGUGAUCAGAAUGAACCCGGCAUGCUAUCACCAUUGCCUGCUCCAACGGCAGUCCCUGCUGAGGACUCACCGGCGAGUAGAUCGGAAUCACUUGUAAAUUACUUCGACCUGUCCGUGGAGAAUAUCAAGGGAAUCAGCGUAGCAAAGAACACAGUCGGACAGGUUUAUCUAUUCACCGUCUGUGACCUUUACAACUACACAUUGAAGUUCUCCUGUGACGUGGUUCGAAUGAAAUUCUGUAAAGUGGUGCGGGACCAACUCUUGAAGCCUGAGCAGAGAGAUGUUUUGAGCCUCCCCUACACAACACCCACUCGACUUGAAUUUGAAUACACUGGUCAAAAGCUUGGAGCUGGUGCCUUCGGUACAGUUUAUGCUGGUAUUGAACGAAACGGAGAGAGACCCAUAGCCAUCAAGGAGAUCCCUAUAAAAGACCCGACACAAGAACAACGAAUGGUAGAAGAAAUAAGAUUACACGCUCGUUUGGAACAUAAAAAUAUCGUCCGCUAUCUGGACGCAGUGGUCCAAAAUAACACAUUAAAGAUUCUCAUGGAGUUGGUUUCCGGAGGUUCUUUGAAGUUUGUUGUGAAAACUUAUGGCAAAUUGGAUGAAGAAACAGUGGCAGAUUAUUCUGCUCAAAUUUUGGAGGGGCUCUACUAUUUACACAAGAAUCGUAUCGUUCAUCGAGAUAUCAAACCGGACAAUAUUUUGGUUGAUAAGCAUGAACCCUUGUUGAAAAUAAGCGACUUUGGUGUUUCCAAACUUCUCAUGGGGCUCGAGCGACGAGCUACUUCGGUAUUAGGUACGCAUUGCUACAUGGCUCCGGAACUUCUGCAGAACAAAGGCGGAUAUGAUUUUUCGGUUGAUAUUUGGAGUUUCGGAUGUACGGUAGUCUACAUGCUUACUGGUCAACCACUCUACGGUGGGCUUAACGAAUGGCAAGUUUGUUACCUAGUUGGAUCGACCAUGCAACACCCUGAUAUCCCUGAUGACGUUUCGUCGACUUGUCGUGACUUCCUGGAGCGCACUUUUGCCCCCGACCCCGAGAAACGAGCGCCUGCUAGUGCUUUGAGGCUCGAUCCCUUUGUUGAUCCGCAUGGAUACAACAAACCGAGACUGCCACGCUCUUCAGUUUCAUACAUCGGUUCGAUACCUCGGAGAGCUACUCCCAUUCCAUUCGAACGGUUCGUUUCAGAUAAUCCACAAAAGGCGACCAGGUCAACAGUUAUCGAGGCCGGCCAGCUGCCAGUGGAACGGUUUCGGGAUGGAUUUGUCUCACCUUGCGUUCCAGAUCAUAAGAACAAUCACUUGAAUCCGCCUCUUCAGGUGGAUCCUCGCUCCACAUCCGUACCGGUCGACUUAAAUGCGACCGUCGCACUUCCGCCACCUGGUCCAGUGAGCAAACCCAAACAGCCGAGAUUAAAUUUGAAUGCUGCUGGCAGUGAUCAGUCAAACAAAGUGUCCGAUGACUUCUUGACCAUGCGAUCUAAGACACCCGAACCCACUACCUGUACUCCUGAACCAUUCAAGAUCAUUCGCCAGGAAGCGGAAUCCAAACGUCUACUCUGUGAAGCUUUGACGGAGGCGAAAGACAAUAUCGUUCUUGCGUGGCACCAACAACUGACGAAAAGCGGUGCACGAUUACCCCUUUCCGCUCCUCGAACCGUAUCACCACCGCCGCCACUUACAGAAAAUGCUGAGGUUGCGCUAGAUUCGAACAUUUCCUCUUCUCCUCCAUUAUCUCAGCAUGAGAAGAUGGAAUUGGAGCUGCUGGAGUGUCUGUAUCGUAUGUUGUUGAAUCACCUACGUGGAGGUACGCUGUGGAGUACAAUGAGCAGGUUCGUUGCACAGUCGUUUGGUUCGGAGAUCUCGUCAUCCAUGUGCCGAAUUGGCGAAUCUCCCGAAGACGGGCUGACUCGAGACUUCUGUACCAUCAUCAAGAAGCUUCAAUUGCAAAGUUAUCGGGAUGAUGUGGCCCUGUAUCCUUCUUCAUGGCUCUUCACAUACUUGUAUUCAGCAUUGGGAAAGCUGUGGCGUUCUGCUGAGGCACCGUUGUGUAAAGCACUUCGCGGUCCACACGCUGUGUUGGCUUGGUAUCAAUUUAUUCAAGAUGCGGUAGUAUGUGCACUUGACCAGUUGAAUGUGGCCGAUCAAUAUAUUAAUCUGGACGCGACAAAAGCACACACACGAACCGAUGGGAAACGUGUUCGUAUGCGCCAAGCGCGUGCUGAACGUCGCACCGUGCAGUUAGGUAGCCGAAAAUCCACUACUGGUCCGCACUUGUCUUCAGCCGAACCAGGACUAGCUACUCAACGAAUACGUCCGAUCAGUCUGGCGGGGCAGGCCGGUGUAUUUCAGUCACCAACGGAAAAUUACCAUGAAGAGCCGGUGGAGACGAUGGACAAUGUCACAGAAACGAAUAUUGAGCCCUCGGUCCCCGCGGCCCCCAAUGAAGCUCCUUUUCUGUUGUCUAGCGCUAUUUCGUCUGAUGUCGAGUCGGAUGCUGGUGUAAAUACGGUACUCCGGGAAAGUUCCACAUUGAAAGUCAAGUAUGCGCGCCUGGUUUCCGAAUACAACGAGCUGUUCAGGAUCGCAAUCGCUCAGAAGGAAAUGGACAUUGAAGAACUCCGCCACGUUGUUCCAGAAUUCACAUGCCAUAGCCUCGAGGCGAGUACUGGUUUCCCGAAUGUUCGGACCUGGCUGGAAAGCUUAGAUCUCAAUCAUGACGAUUUGGAAACGUUGGCUUCCAAUAUAACCGAUGAAUCCGAUUUUCUUGCGAUGGGCACGAAGGAAGACCUUUAUCGCAUGAACUUGCACUAUUCAACCAUAUUGCGGGUCUGGCGUGCUGUCGUCAGCAUUCGUGAUACAGCCAGGACCUUGGAACAAUCCACCGCAUAGAACACCACGACAAUUUGGGAUGCACGGUUCCCGGUUUUCAUCUUGACCGAUAGGCUGUUUUCUCACAUUUUUCUAUAGUGAUCAUUUUUUUAUUCCGCGCCACGUUCCUUUUUAUCACUUAUUACCAGAAUGCGCCACUAUCCUUCGUCACUUCACCCACUCAAGCUCUUUCAUGACCAUGUGAUCGUUCGGUGGAUCGACCGUCCUCGAUCUAGGAACCAGUGAUUCUUUUUCCGCCAGUAACUUUGCAAUUGUGAUUUAACGGCAUUGUAGUUCAGUCAUUUACACCCCAAACCUAAUAUUGCAACUGUAUUUUAGAAUUGAUUGGUAGUUUAUCUCUGACAAUAACUUUUCCCCCAACUGUU
Molecule: messenger RNA, 4578 nt
Organism: Opisthorchis viverrini
Lineage: Eukaryota; Metazoa; Platyhelminthes; Trematoda; Opisthorchiida; Opisthorchiidae
Exons: 30
Coding region: 71-4213 (1380 amino acids)
Biological process (GO): protein phosphorylation
Molecular function (GO): ATP binding; protein kinase activity
Source: RefSeq, a predicted model, not a curated record